AGGCUGGCACCGCCGGCGAUGAGAGGCAGGCGUCGAACCACCAGCGGGGCUGGUCGGAGUCGACUGUCAUGACCACAACCAGUGCGUUUUAUGAAGAUACCAUCCUCCCUGAAAAGCGCCAGUCCCGGCUGAUGCGUCAUGCCAGGCACACGUUCCUCAACGUAUACAGGCGGCUCUUCUCCAUUGUCUUCAUUGCCAAUGUGGUCGGGUUUGUCUGGAUCACGGUUGACCACCACACGCUCAACCUUCCGGUCGAGGCUCUCGCGACAGCUGCGUCAGCCAACAUCUGCGUCGCGAUCUUGAUCCGUCAGGAGUACAUCGUCAACCUCUUGUACGCUGCCUGCUUGGCCGUUCCACCGGUCGCUCCGCUCCGCCUUCGCCGCCAGCUUGCCAAAGUCUACGAGAAUGGCGGCAUCCACAGCGGAGCUGCCAUUGCCAGCACCCUCUGGUUCGCUCUCUUGACCAUUGUCAUCACUUACCAGUUUGUCAAGGGCGAGAUCAUCCUCCACUCGGGGGCCGUCUUGGCCAUAACGUACAUUCUCAUCGCGUUCUUGGUCAUGAUCGUGUUCUUUGCUUACCCCGCCAUGCGCAACCUUACGCACAACACGUUCGAGUUCACGCACCGUUUCGCCGGAUGGACCGCCAUUGGCAUCUUCUGGGUCGAUCUGAUCCUUCUGGCGUUCAACACGCACUACACGACCGGCACACCGGUUGGCCUCAUCAUCGUCCGCAUGCCGACCCUUUGGUUCUUGAUCAUCAUCACGUUCCAUCUGGCCCUUCCGUGGGUGCGCCUCCGCAAGGUCAAGUUUGAGGCGCAGAACCUCUCGAACCAUGCCGUCCGCCUGAACUUCAAGGAGAAGCUGGCGCCAAUCCGCGGCGUCGCACUCUCAACGUCUCCCUUCGGGCAGUACCACUCCUUCGCGACGUUCCCGAACACUGCGGCCCAGGAGAGCGACAGCCAAUCGAUCAUCGUGUCGUCGGCCGGAGACUGGACCAAGGCGCAGGUUGGCGACGAGAGCACUGAGCGGCACUACUGGAUGCGCGGCAUCCCCAAGAUCGGAGUGCUGGGCAUAGCAACGAUCUUCAAGUCGGUCGUGAUCGUGACGACAGGCUCGGGCAUCGGACCCUGCCUGGCGUUCAUCAACCUGCCGGAGAACCUGCGGCGGCCGUGCCGGGUGCUGUGGAGCACGCCGCGGCCCGAGAUGGUCUACGGGCAGGAGAUCUGCAACAUGGUGCUCGCGGCAGACCCCGAGGCCAUCAUCUGGGACUCCAAGGUCGGUGGCCGCCCCGACAUGGUCAAGAUGACGUACGAGCUGUUCACGCAGAGCGGCGCCGAGGCCGUCUUUGUCAUUAGCAACCCGAUGCUCACGCGCAAGCUUGUCUUUGGCUUGGAGAGCAGGGGCGUGCCGGCUUUUGGACCCAUCUGGGACUCGUAG
Molecule: messenger RNA, 1436 nt
Organism: Aplosporella prunicola CBS 121167
Lineage: Eukaryota; Fungi; Ascomycota; Dothideomycetes; Botryosphaeriales; Aplosporellaceae
Exons: 1
Coding region: 69-1436 (455 amino acids)
Source: RefSeq, a predicted model, not a curated record